CGCCUCUUUUCGUGACGCGAUUGUGUCGCAGGGCGGGGUUUCCAUUUUCACUGCGAGUUUCGGGGAACAAACAUGGAGCCGGAGAUGGAGGACAAAACCUUAGAGCUGAUGAACAUCUCUGUCAUGGACUCGCAGACUGCAGACCGCUCCCCAAAGAUCACAGUGAUUAAGCCUACUUUUAUCUGUCCUCAGGUGAGUAAUGGACCCUUGACAGGCUCUAGGAAGCGGCCGUCAGAGGGAAAUUACGAGAAGGAGAAGGACGUGUGCAUCCAGCUCUUUGAUCAGUGGUCUGAGGCGGACCAGGUGGAGUUUGUGGAACACCUGAUCUCACGAAUGUGCCAUUACCAACAUGGCCACAUAAACUCCUACCUCAAACCCAUGCUCCAAAGGGACUUCAUUACGGCACUGCCAGCUCAGGGUCUGGAUCAUAUAGCGGAGAACAUCUUGUCCUUCCUGGACGCACGCUCGCUUUGUUCGGCUGAGCUGGUGUGUAAAGAAUGGCAGCGUGUGAUAUCCGAAGGCAUGUUGUGGAAGAAGCUGAUCGAGAGGAUGGUUCGGACAGACCCACUGUGGAAGGGCCUUUCAGAGAGACACCAGUGGGAAAAAUACCUGUUCAAGAACCGCACAACAGAAGUUCCUCCAAACUCAUACUACCGCUCUCUUUAUCCAAAAAUCAUUCAGGACAUUGAGACCAUCGAGGCAAACUGGAGGUGUGGCCGACAUAACCUGCAGAGGAUCCAAUGUAGGUCGGAGAACAGCAAAGGUGUUUACUGUCUCCAGUAUGAUGACGAAAAGAUCAUCAGCGGUCUACGCGAUAACUCCAUCAAGAUAUGGGAUAAACAGACUCUGGAGUGUUUGAAGAUCCUUACGGGGCACACAGGCUCUGUGCUGUGUCUGCAAUACGAUGAGAGAGUCAUUGUUACCGGCUCCUCUGAUUCCACUGUCAGAGUGUGGGAUGUGAACUCGGGGGAGGUUCUGAACACUUUGAUCCAUCAUAACGAGGCUGUGCUCCACCUGCGAUUCUGUAACGGGCUGAUGGUCACCUGCUCGAAGGAUCGCUCCAUCGCCGUGUGGGACAUGGCCUCUCCUACUGACAUCAGUCUCCGCCGGGUCCUUGUCGGACACCGGGCUGCCGUCAAUGUGGUCGACUUUGACGACAAGUACAUUGUCUCUGCCUCUGGGGAUCGGACCAUAAAGGUGUGGAGUACAAGCACCUGUGAGUUUGUUCGGACACUAAAUGGUCAUAAGCGAGGAAUUGCCUGCCUGCAGUACAGAGACAGACUUGUGGUCAGCGGCUCCUCAGACAACACCAUCAGGCUGUGGGAUAUUGAGUGUGGAGCUUGCUUGCGGGUUUUGGAAGGGCACGAGGAACUUGUUCGCUGUAUUCGCUUUGAUAACAAGCGGAUCGUGAGUGGAGCGUAUGACGGGUACGCCUGAGUCUGAUUAGUUGAAAGUUGAAAGAAAUUUUAUUGUCAUUUUUUCAGACCUGCCAGCCUUGUACUCAUUUUGCGUAGCGGGUAUGCAUUUUGACCUCAAAGUAUGCUAGUACGAUUUGUCACUCUAAGCUACGCAAAAACCUGGUGACGCCUCUGUCCACGCGCAGUACUCUAAUCAAGCAACAGCAAAAGAAGAAGAGUUCAACCAAUCGGAGUGCUGAGUUCAUUCCCCAAAUAGGAAGCAUGGAGGAUUGACAAAUGCAUAAGGGCUAUCAUUAAAACGAGACUGCAAAUUGACAGCAACACAACAUCCUGCUUGAUCCCCCUUCCACUCCUGCCAUCUGACUGAUUUCUUAAGCGAAGAAAGUAGUCACAAUUUCUUUUUUUUUUUUUUCUUUUUUUUUCUUUUCCCAGUUUUGCAGAAAUUUGCA
Molecule: messenger RNA, 1867 nt
Organism: Sinocyclocheilus rhinocerous
Lineage: Eukaryota; Metazoa; Chordata; Actinopteri; Cypriniformes; Cyprinidae
Product: F-box/WD repeat-containing protein 11-like
Exons: 10
Coding region: 73-1437 (454 amino acids)
Molecular function (GO): protein dimerization activity
Source: RefSeq, a predicted model, not a curated record